Molecule: messenger RNA, 2304 nt
Organism: Carlito syrichta (Philippine tarsier)
Lineage: Eukaryota; Metazoa; Chordata; Mammalia; Primates; Tarsiidae
Gene: MFSD11
Product: major facilitator superfamily domain containing 11
Exons: 14
Coding region: 497-1846 (449 amino acids)
Source: RefSeq, a predicted model, not a curated record
GGGGCGCGGCCCGGAGGGGCGAGAAAGCGGCAGCGCCCCGCCCCGCAGGCACCACGUGCUCCGCCGCGGACCUUUUGUGAGGCCGCCCGGCCCUCCGCGCGCCCGCGCGCCGCCGCCGCCCGGCUCACCUUCGACUCCGGCGCCCGUAGCCGCCGCCCCCGUAUCGGCGGGGUGGCGGUCCCCGGCGGCUGUGGUGCGAGUCGGGGGGACGGCCGUAGCGCGCCAUCUGCACGCGCAGCUCGCGGCCGUCCAGCACCGCCCCGUCCAUGGCAUCCAUGGCGUCCUCGGCGUCGCGUUUGUCGUGGAAGCGGACGAAGGCGAAGCCGCGGGACUCCUUGGUGUAGCGGUCCCGCGGGAUGUACACGUCGCCCACGCGCCCGUACUUCUCGAAGACGCGCCUCAGCGUGUCCGGCGAGGUGCGGAUUGUCAGUGGGUUCGUCCCGAGGAGAGCCGACUGCCCUGGGCUGCUGCUGACCUCCGGCAGAGCUGAGCCAAAAUGUCCCCGGAAUCUAAAAAGCUUUUCAACAUCAUUAUUUUAGGAGUUGCCUUUAUGUUUAUGUUCACUGCCUUUCAAACUUGUGGAAAUGUGGCGCAAACUGUCAUCAGGAGCUUAAACAGCACAGAUUUUCACGGCAGUGGAUAUACCAGCAUGGCAAUAAUUUAUGGAGUGUUCUCUGCUUCCAAUUUGAUUACACCUUCAGUAGUUGCCAUUGUAGGACCUCAACUCUCUAUGUUUGCCAGUGGUUUGUUUUAUAGCAUGUACAUUGCCGUUUUUAUCCAGCCUUUCCCAUGGUCCUUCUACACAGCCUCUGUUUUCAUUGGAAUUGCUGCUGCUGUGCUUUGGACAGCACAAGGAAACUGCCUGACAAUAAAUUCAGAUGAGCACACUAUUGGGAGAAACAGUGGAAUUUUCUGGGCACUUCUGCAGUCUAGCUUGUUCUUUGGAAAUCUCUACAUAUAUUUUGCCUGGCAAGGGAAAACUCACAUAUCAGAGAGUGACCGAAGAACAGUGUUUAUUGCCCUAACAGUGAUUAGCCUUGUGGGGACAGUUCUCUUCUUUCUCAUUCGGAAACCAGACUCUGAAAAUGUCCUAGGAGAAGAUGAAUCUUCUGAUGAUCAGGACCUGGAAGUCAAUGAGUCUACCCAGAACAAUAUGACAAAGGCAGUAGAUGCAUUUAAAAAGUCUUUUAAGUUAUGUGUCACCAAGGAGAUGCUCCUUCUUAGUAUUACAACUGCUUAUACAGGUCUGGAAUUGACUUUCUUCUCUGGUGUAUAUGGAACAUGUAUUGGUGCUACAAAUAAAUUUGGCACAGAAGAGAAAAGCCUUAUUGGACUUUCUGGCAUUUUCAUCGGCAUUGGAGAAAUUUUAGGUGGAAGCCUCUUUGGCCUUCUGAGCAAGAAUAAUCGUUUCGGUAGAAAUCCAGUUGUACUGCUGGGCAUCCUUGUGCACUUUAUAGCUUUUUAUUUAAUAUUUCUCAACAUGCCUGGAGAUGCCCCUAUUGCUCCUGUGGAAGGAACUGACAGCAGUGCUUACAUCAAAUCCAGCAAAGAAAUUGCCAUUCUCUGCAGUUUUCUGUUGGGUCUUGGAGAUAGCUGCUUUAAUACCCAGCUGCUUAGUAUCUUAGGCUUUCUCUAUUCUGAAGACAGUGCACCAGCGUUUGCUGUUUUCAAGUUUGUUCAGUCUAUUUGUGCAGCCGUGGCAUUUUUCUACAGCAACUACCUUCUCCUUCACUGGCAACUCCUGGUCAUGGUGAUAUUUGGGUUUUUUGGAACGAUUUCAUUCUUCACGGUGGAAUGGGAAGCUGCCGCCAUUGUAGCCCGAGGCUCUGACUACCGAAGUAUCUGAUCUGCUGCCCGAGGGGGGCAUGUGACUGGAGAAUGCACUGCUGGACGUGGAGCUGCGCGGAAGGAGCCGCCUUUCGUCUUCACGGUGUAUUGGAUGAUGUCCAGUAAGGAAAUUCAAAGAAUGAAGACUGUUAGAUCAGCCAGAACUGACGUUCAGGUUUACAGAUGUGAGCUAUUUAAAACAAGUGGAAUAAGGGAAAGUCUGUCAAUUGUAAUUGUUCAAAGAUGUUUUUCAAUUCAUUAUCUGAAGUUCCUUAUAAUCAUGUUAUAGAAUGUAGACCUUCUCACUCCUGUUCUCACUGAAAGAUCCUGCCUUGAUUCAGAAUACAAGGCCAUAUGUCAUCCAAAUAUUUCUUCUGGGCCUGGAGUAUGUUUACUAUGUAAUAAUUGGCAGCAUAUGCGACUCCCCAUGUGUGUCAGGAAUGACACUUAAAUAAAUAGCGAGAUGCUGAAAUGAAA